Sinocyclocheilus anshuiensis is the source of this 2754-nucleotide messenger RNA. RefSeq names its product potassium voltage-gated channel subfamily H member 8-like. Gene Ontology annotation, molecular function: voltage-gated potassium channel activity. The transcript has 14 exons. Gene Ontology annotation, cellular component: plasma membrane. The coding region runs from base 1 to 2691 and encodes 896 amino acids. NCBI's taxonomy places the organism in Eukaryota, Metazoa, Chordata, Actinopteri, Cypriniformes, Cyprinidae. The record is from RefSeq and is a predicted model, not a curated record. Gene Ontology annotation, biological process: regulation of membrane potential; potassium ion transmembrane transport.
AUGAGGGAACGAAUCGACCGGGUCAUGCCGUUAGUCCGGGAGCACCUCACCAAGGCUCAGCAGGCGCAGCAGCGACAUUACAACCGAGCCGCCCAACCUCGAGAAUUCCAGCCGGGGGACCGAGUGAUGGUCCUUGUCCCCAAUUCGGCCUGCAAGUUCCUGGCCAGCUGGCAAGGCCCGUAUACCGUCACGGAGAAAAUCGGUCCCAUCACUUACUUUAUCCGCCAGCCGGGACGGCAGAAGGCAGACCAGCUAUAUCACAUUAACCUGCUGAAGAAAUGGGUGGGGACAAGGGACCAGCUCACCGCCCUCGCCACCGUGGAGACACUGUCGGCAGCUCAGAAGGCCGAGCUACAGCACCUGGUUGGCCAGUUCCCCGAUGUGUUCUCCCCGAUCCCCGGGCGGACCCAGGUCCUCCAUCACGAGAUCCACACAUCACCAGGAACCAUCGUCAGGCAACGGCCCUACCGAGUCCCAGAGGCUCGUCGGCAGGCUAUUGAGGAGGAAAUCCAACAAAUGCUGAAGUUAGGGGUGAUUGAACCAUCUAACAGCCCUUGGUCCAGCCCUAUCGUUAUGGUGUCAGUGGUCCAUCUGCUAAAGACCGUACGCCUGCUGAGACUCCUGCGUCUGCUGCAGAAGAUGGACCGCUACUCCCAGCACAGUACGGUGGUGCUGACCCUGCUCAUGUCCAUGUUUGCACUGCUGGCUCACUGGAUGGCCUGCAUCUGGUACAUCAUUGGCAAGAAGGAGGUGGAGAGCAACGCAGACACCUGGGAUAUUGGUUGGCUGCAUGAGCUCGGGAAGCGGUUGGAGUCUCCAUACGAGGAGGUGAGCACGGGAGCGGUCAACAGAACGCUGAGCAGUGGACCGUCUUUGCGGAGUAUCUACAUUGCAGCGCUGUACUUCACCCUCAGCAGCCUGACCAGCGUGGGCUUCGGAAAUGUCUCUGCCAACACAGACGCAGAGAAGAUCUUCUCCAUCUGCACCAUGCUCAUUGGAGCUCUGAUGCACGCUCUGGUCUUUGGCAACGUGACGGCCAUCAUCCAACGCAUGUACUCGCGCUGGUCCUCUUACCACACACGCACUAAAGACCUGAAGGACUUCAUCCGUGUGCACCACCUGCCCCAGAGCCUCAAACAGCGCAUGCUGGAGUACUUCCAGACCACCUGGUCUGUCAACAACGGUAUCGACUCCAAUGAGCUCUUGAAAGACUUUCCAGAUGAGCUGCGUUCGGACAUCGCGAUGCAUCUGAAUAAAGAGAUCCUAGAGCUGUCCGUCUUCUCCUCUCUGAGCCGUGGAUGUCUCCGCUCUCUCUCCCUGCACAUAAAGACUUCGUUUUGUGCGCCGGGCGAGUACCUUCUUCGUCAGGGAGAUGCUUUACAAGCUCUUUUCUUUGUCUGCUCCGGCUCCAUGGAGGUGCUAAAGGACAGCAUGGUGCUAGCCAUCCUUGGUAAAAGCGACCUGAUUGGUGCAAACAUGUCGGUUGGUGACCGUGUGAUAAAGACAAAUGCUGAUGUGAAGGCGCUGACGUACUGCGACCUGCAGUGCAUUAAUCUGAGGGGUCUGUAUGAGGUGCUCGACCUGUAUCCUGAAUACUCCCACCGUUUUGUGCAGGACAUAACACACGACCUCACCUACAACCUGAGAGAGGGACAAGAGAGCCAUGUCAUAUCCAGGAUGUCCAGUAAGUCCAUGGACACACAGAUGGAGGGGAGGGGAAAUGGAGACGUGAUCCAGUGCUAUCCACCAAUAGCUGAGCAUCAAGACGAGGGAGAUGAUGAUGAUGAAGAUGAUCAGAUAGAGUAUCUCAGUGGUGGAACCAAACAGAAAACGCACAUGAAAAAUGAUCACCAAACCAACAAAAAGCUCCACAUUCAGCAUACCACUGUCACAAAUCCUGACCUCGCAAAUCUCAGCCCAAGGGUCGUGGACGGCACAGAGGACAGUGAUGGUACAGAAAAUUCACACACAUUCAUAUUUUCCUCUGGCCAUCAGCACACCAUCAGUGGUGCAACUAAUACCACUGCCACCACAGCAGAAUUAGCAGCUAAAUCAGAGGACACCAGAGGACAGCUACGCCACCUUAACCAAGAGGUGAACUCUCUUGGACGGGAGGUGGCAGAGCUGGGACGAGUCAUGCGGAGUCUUGCCUUUCUCAUGGAAUCCAUGAUGGCCUCUCCUCAAACACCAGGUGUCUGUACAUCCACGUUUACCUCGGGAUAUCCAUCACCUCCCAUCCCCUUCCCGAGCCAGGGUUCUUCUUGGACCAGCCCUCCUUUUUCUUCACCGAUGCACCCUGGAAUACGUCCAGGAGGACUUGUAUCCCAUCCGCUCAGACCACAAGAACUGCAGCUGGUCUGCCCCACCACAUCUCCCGGUUCCAUUCCCAUCACACUUUCCUCAUCCUCCCAUACAGACAGAUUCAUAGAGCCGUUAUUGACCCUUUCUCCGCACAGUGCAGUCGCUCGGACCCGCUCGCAGAGCCUGGAGACGCCUCAUCUGCAGAAUCACCAACACAUCUCACACACCCCUGGAACUUUACCCAGAGCUGGACAGCCAUCGCUGGGAGAAGGGGAGGAUCUCAGGUCCCUGGAGGAAAGCUUCUGGAUUCGUGAAAAGACUGCUGGGAACGGAUGCAAUAUGUUUGGCUACUGGAGGAAUUGUGGGAAUCAUAUUCCAAAGCAACAAUGAAUCUCGAUGCAGCUCUCUCACUGUCUCGAUGGCUUUGUGAAACUCUCCUCUCUCCAAUACUAC